AUGGCUUCCGAACACCUUCCGAUUGACCUUGAGAGACCUUCUCUCUUUGAUGGCCAGGGAUUCUUUGCUGGGGAAUGGAGACAAGCGGCCUCAGGGAAAACUUUUCCAGUUAUUGAACCUUCCUCUGAAGAGACUCUGGCCCACUGCUCCAACUUCGCUGAAGCAGACUUUGUAGAGGCUAUCGAGAAGGCCGAUCAAGGAUAUCGGGAAUAUUUCUUCAAUACUACUGCAAAGCAAAGAAGUUUGCUUCUUCGAAAAUGGUAUGAAAUUAUCAUCAAGAACGUCAACGAUCUUGCAAAAAUACUUUCUCUCGAGAAUGGCAAAACGUUGGCAGAAGCCAAGGGUGAGGUGAUCUACGCAGCGUCCUUCGUUGCGUGGUUUGCUGAAGAGGCCGUCCGAUCAUAUGGGGACGUCAUUCCAUCAUCGUAUCCGAACGCGAAUGUCUUGACGUUCAGGGAACCAGUCGGUGUUUGUGGCAUCAUUACACCGUGGAACUUCCCUGCUGCCAUGAUUACAAGGAAGGUCGCUCCAGCCUUUGCAGCGGGCUGCUCUGUGGUCAUCAAACCACCGAGUGAAACCCCCUUCACUGCCAUCGCAUUGGUGAAGCUUGCGCUACAAGCGGGGUUUCCACCAAAUAUCAUCCAUAUCGUCCCAACAAAAGACCGCAAUGCAUCAUUACAGCUGGCGACACAUCCGCUGGUAAAGAAGAUCAGCUUCACCGGUUCAACAAGUGUCGGGAAAAUGCUCACACAGCUCGCUGCAGGAACAAUGAAGCGAAUCAGCAUGGAACUGGGUGGAAAUGCACCUUUCAUUGUUUUCGAAGAUGCAGACCUCGACAAAGCAGUAGAAGGGGCCUUGAUCUGCAAGUUUCGUUCUUCUGGUCAAACAUGCGUUUGUGCAAACCGGCUUUACGUGCAUGAAGAUGUUCUGGAGGAAUUUAGUCAACGUUUAAUCCGACGAGUGCAAUCGUUCAAACUGGGGCGGGGAAUAGAUGAGGGUGUGACUCAUGGUCCGCUCGUCAAUUCCGCCGCUGUGGAAAAGGUUAGAAGCCAUGUCCAAGAUGCUAUUGAGAAAGGAGGUCAGCUUCGCUGCGGCGGUAAUGUGCCCGCUGGUGUUUCCUCUGGGUACUUUUACGAACCUACUAUUAUCACUCACGCUAACAACAAAAUGCUUCUUGCGUCGGAUGAGACUUUUGGACCCCUCGCUGCUAUUUUCUCUUUCUCGACUGAGGAGGAUGUCCUUGCCGCGGCCAAUGAUACUGAGUUCGGCUUGGCUGGAUAUUUCUUUAGUGACAACAUCAAUCGGGUCCUUCGUGUUGCGCAACGACUAGAAUGUGGUAUGAUUGGGGUUAACACGGGAUUGAUUAGCGCAUCUGAGACACCCUUUGGGGGUGUGAAGGAAAGCGGUAUUGGACGAGAGAGGAAGCAAAUACGGGCUUGGGGAGUACCAAAACAUCAAAGCAGUGACCAUUGGAGCUUAAUCUGUUUACUCCUGUUGACCUGUUUUCGUCAUCUUUGGAAGCCUUAG
Molecule: messenger RNA, 1527 nt
Organism: Penicillium nucicola
Lineage: Eukaryota; Fungi; Ascomycota; Eurotiomycetes; Eurotiales; Aspergillaceae
Product: NAD-dependent succinate-semialdehyde dehydrogenase
Exons: 2
Coding region: 1-1527 (508 amino acids)
Molecular function (GO): succinate-semialdehyde dehydrogenase (NAD+) activity
Source: RefSeq, a predicted model, not a curated record